This is a messenger RNA of Aspergillus pseudotamarii, 1905 nucleotides long. Its product is annotated as Zn(II)2Cys6 transcription factor. NCBI's taxonomy places the organism in Eukaryota, Fungi, Ascomycota, Eurotiomycetes, Eurotiales, Aspergillaceae. Gene Ontology annotation, biological process: DNA-templated transcription; regulation of DNA-templated transcription. The coding region runs from base 1 to 1905 and encodes 634 amino acids. Gene Ontology annotation, molecular function: zinc ion binding; DNA-binding transcription factor activity, RNA polymerase II-specific; DNA binding. The record is from RefSeq and is a predicted model, not a curated record. The transcript is spliced from 6 exons.
AUGAGUCCGCAGUCCCACAACGCCCGAAUAGGGCGGCCGCGGAAGGCUUGCGAUUCAUGUUAUUCGCGUAAGAUUAAAUGCGUUGAGAAGAGCAACGCCGCCAAAUGCGAUUGGUGUCUACAUCAAGAGUUAGAAUGCACGUAUACAGGUAAAGAUGGUCGACGAAAGCGAAGGGCAGACGAUUCAUCUGAUUCUGAAUACGCGCAUAAAUAUGCGCAUAAACACGCGCAUGCUAAGAUCCCCGACGAAUACGUUUCAGUAUUCAAUAGUGGCCGUCGACCAGAGAUGAAUAAGAGCACCUCUGUUGGCGGUUAUGCGAGCCACCACCUUCCUCAGGAUCAAUUUGUUGAAGGUAAUGAGGUCGGUCAAUAUAACGGGAGUUUGAACACUCAAGACAAUAAUAGCGCAUUCUUCCGAUAUUAUGGGAUCCCCGUUUUCUCCCCAAUGGGGCAGAAGUGGAUUCAGUCUCAUGGGACUUCUAAUAUUCUUAAGACACUUCUGUCAUAUGGCCUCCCAUGGGCAAGUUCUCACAGUCACUUAAUCUCAGAGCAGGGAGCAGGCCUCGAAUCAGGUGGAACUCUUGUCGAGUUACCCGACAGGUUUGUCACUGAAGCAUGCAUAGCCUUCUGCAAGUGUGGUAAAGUUGGCCUAAUCUACCCUAUAGUCGAUAUGUCCCUCUUGGAGGACUCAGUGAAGGCCGCCUACUCUCCCUCAAGUGAAGAAAAUCCCCAGGCUCUUUCCAUUGCUAAGGCUCUUGUGCUUUCCUUCGUUGCCUUUUGCACCGCUGCAGAUCGCAGGGAACAUAUGUUAUAUCCAGUUGAUGGCAAACAAUGUGCCUUCGAGGCUGAAAGCCUGCUCUCAACUGUUCAUGAUCCGGCCCAUAGUAUGGGUAAGCUACAAAUCCUUUUGCUACUUCUUCUAUUUCACUUCUCGCAGGGAAGAUUAGAGCUUGCAAGGGAGCUAAUGAGCUCUGUCGCUCGCUUAGCGAACGAUUUAUCUUCAAUCACGAGGCUCUCUGAACCUCCUUCGAGUCCAGAAGGAACGGUGGCACCAUAUUGUACUGGUGACAAAGAAUUUACCUUUCGAACACUCUAUUGGAACAGCUUCAUGCUCGAUAAGGAAUUGGCCUUUCGAACAGGUACACCGGUUCUUAUGCUUGCCGAGUCUCUAAUACCCGCUUCACUAGACGCAACGGAAUCUCCGAUUGACUAUCUUUCGAGGCUGUUACCUACACGCGAUCCUCAGAAUCACCGUACGGAGUCUUCCCUAUCCCAUUUAAAGCUCAGCUUGGUCAUGUCAAGGGUAUACUCGGAGCUCUAUGGGCCACAUUCUCUCAAGAAACCUGACACCGAAAUACUGAGAACUAUCCGCACUCUCGACGAUGAGCUGGAAGAAUGGCGACUGUCAAUACCUAAAGCCUGCCGACCUACCCUUCACAUUUCCGAUCUCCCCACACAAUCAACUACAGAUGUCGAACUUCUUUUGAUCAACCUUAGAUAUCACCACAGCCUAGGGUGCAUACACCAAGCUGUAAGUCGAUGCCGACCAUGCGGUUCUAUGACGGAGGCUCUUCGAUCAAGCCUUAAUCUAUCAGUUCGAGCGAGUGUCUCGUCACUGGAAAUCCUGCGUGCCACACGCUUCACCCUAAAUAGAGAACUUUUCUGGUUCAUCUGUUUCUAUCUCCUUUCGGCAAUCUUGAAUCUAUUAUGCAAGAUCAUAACCGAACCUUUUGAUUUCGAUAAUCCGGAAUGUAUGAGGAUCCUCAAAGAUACCCCCAUGAUCCUCCGUGAAAUGGGUAUUGUUCAAUUGACUUCCACCGAAAGACAGCACUUGGAUCUUAUGAUCCUUCUUAGUUCGGAGCUUAGUGCGUUGGUGGAGGGAAGCAGUGUUCGAAAUAGUACAUAG